Messenger RNA from Plasmopara halstedii, 1587 nucleotides. RefSeq lists its product as uncharacterized. The record is from RefSeq and is a predicted model, not a curated record. Lineage: Eukaryota; Oomycota; Peronosporomycetes; Peronosporales; Peronosporaceae. The transcript has 4 exons. The coding region runs from base 1 to 1587 and encodes 528 amino acids.
AUGCGUUUGUACUCGUUCUUCAUCCUUUUCGUAUUGAAGUUAUACACGAGCAUUGCUCCUAGAGUGGAGGCGAACCAAUUAGAAAACUCUGGUGUCGAACCAGUCUCUGAACCUAUCACAUUUGCUGCGAACGAGAGCGAGGAUGACCCAGAAGUAGCUGGACAAUCUCUAGACAAUAAGAGAAAAGGCACAAUCGCCACUCAUAGCGUCACAAACGAAGAGAGAAAUGGAGCGAAUAUGAGAUUAUAUCCAGAAGAGGUAAAAAGUUUCAACUUAUUGUCUAACAGUCAACUGAUACUAGACGGGAAACAAGUGGGUCUCGCGCGCAUUGAAGAACUUCUGGCAGAGCGAUCAGGAAAGGGCAUUGCCCUAAGAAACAGCAAGGUGUCUCGUGUAAAAGACUUGUUUCGGUCCAAGAAAGCUUUAAAUGCAGCAGAAAAGAAAGCUGCGGCAAAACAUCAAGCAAAGGUGGAUACACUGCUUGGGUCUAUUCUUACGAAAAUCAAUCCAGAUGUUGAUAAAAAGAACGUAUUUGAUCCUGUUACGUUUUUCAGCAAGUUGCGCUUCACACACGCAGACCUCAACGGUGGCCUGAUUACUGCUUGGCUUAAGUACUUCUAUAGGCACAAAAUCGAAGGCUCUCAAUCUGGCGAAAUGGAUCCCAUUCUUGUCAAGUAUGAAGCUUUCGAUAUGCUCAUGAAAAUUGGUGAAACGAAAGCGGAAGACCUGAUUUCUUUGUUUCAAAGAGCAGCAUCUGCAUCUGACACGAAGUAUAAGUCCUUCUGUGAGAGUAUGCAUGAUCUGGCUCAACGAGAGAGCCAAUCAAGUAUUUUUUUUGCUCGAAAAGGCUCGAACACCCCUGAGGAUUUCUACAAGGAGUUAAAUAUUAAGGCUCCUGGAGCGAAUCUGGUUUUUUUUCAGUGGCUCAGAUAUUGCCAACGUUACGAACAGGGUUUAAAGGACACCGUUGAUGCCGAGAUUGUUUAUGGCUCAGUGGCGAACAAACUGUUAGAAGAUAAAUCUUACAAUCAAAUCGCGAAGCUAAUGAAAUCACUCAGUAAGGUGCAAAGUUACGAGAAGGUGGCAAAUGAUAUCGAAUUAGCUACGCGAAUGCAAAAAGCAAAAAGAAUGGUUGACAAGGGAUAUACACCGGAAAUCGUUUAUAAUGAUUUUUUUCCAGAUGGCACGAACCCUGCUGAACACACGGACAAUUUUUUUCUGCUGCUUGAAUUUGCCGAAGUGUAUAAAGCCAAGAAUGGGUAUACAACAGAGAACCUGGUUACAUUGUUAACAAAGAAGAGCGAUGAAGGUCAAUACUUGAUGAUGGAUGCUCAUCUGCUUGAGAAGGCUGAGAGUUGGAGCUCUCCGAAAGUCAAGGAAACUGUCAAUGAGGCUCUGGAGCUGAUUUUUCAGAUGAUGUCAACGAAGCAUUUCAAAUUGUCUGAAUAUGCUCAUUGGUACAACUCAGACAAGUAUUUUCCGAAUUUAUUGCAAAAGUAUUACGAUUACGUGGCGAAAAAUCUCGUUUCGACCACUUCCACGAGAGUCAAAUCAACUUGCGAAUUUUCAUGCUCAAUUGCGUUCUGA